Messenger RNA from Trichomycterus rosablanca, 4240 nucleotides. It is a transcript of the gene cnot6l, whose product is annotated as CCR4-NOT transcription complex, subunit 6-like. Gene Ontology annotation, cellular component: CCR4-NOT complex; cytoplasm; nucleus. Gene Ontology annotation, biological process: nuclear-transcribed mRNA poly(A) tail shortening. Lineage: Eukaryota; Metazoa; Chordata; Actinopteri; Siluriformes; Trichomycteridae. Gene Ontology annotation, molecular function: poly(A)-specific ribonuclease activity; protein binding. The record is from RefSeq and is a predicted model, not a curated record. Bases 948 to 2597 code for a protein of 549 amino acids. The transcript has 12 exons.
AGAGACACACCCUGAGAGCACUCUUUUCUCAUCUCCGUGCAGGCGCCAUCAAUCAGCCAACAGAGGUUGUAAUUGCACCAGUCAUGGGAGAGAGACCCCAUCCGGCUUAGUCCCGCCCAUAUCUGAACAACAGGCCAAUCGUUGUUUAUUUGGCCGCUCAGCCUCAGCCGGCAGGCAGAGUUAAGAUUCGAUACGAUGUAUUCGAGAUCCCAGCUCUGGUUCCAGCGUGUGUUUUUACCGCUGCGCCACCGGAUGUAUUAUGGCUUUAAUACAAUGUAAUUUGGCAACACUAUAUUAGAGUUUUUUUUUUUUUAUAUGACCUUUAAUCAUAUACAUUUACAUUUCCAGCAUUUUGCAGAUGCUUUUAUCUAAAGCGACAGUAUACAAUCUAUAUCUAAGCAAUUGAUGGUUAAGUGCCCAACAGCAGAAACCUGGCAGUGGUGGGGCUUGAACCAGCGACAUUCUGAUAACUAGUCCAGUACCUUAACCACUAUGCUACGGCUUGCCUAGUUUGGCUAUACUGUAGUAUAGUUUCAAGAAGUUUGGAUACUAUCCAGUAUCGAGUUACAGCUGUCAGCCGGCAUCGGUCAACGUGCGUCCUGGCGCUCGGGUUACGACGCACAGCAGAAGUUAGGAAACGUUCGACCUGGCACAAGCCGGACGUUGAAGUGGCUUGUUGUGACCGCACUGCUGAUCAAAGUGCAAAGCAACAAGUGUGACUAUCAAGUCCUCAUAUUAUCAAGAAUCCCGUCUGAUCCUGUUGUCUGGUCGACUUCAGUUCAGAAGAAGGCCUGUUGAUUCAUGUGUGUAAUGCUUAAGUCAUUAAACCUGCCUGGGAGAUCAAGUUGACCAACUGAACGUUUCUGACGGUACUCGCUGGCUGUUUUGUGUCUGUGUUUGUUCAGUGAUACAGCGCUCGUGUGUUCUUGUUCUGCAGAUUAACAGGUAUGCCCAAGGAGAAAUAUGAGCCUCCAGACCCACGCAGGCUGUACACGAUCAUGUCUGCGGAGGAGGCGGCCAAUGGAAAGAAAUCCAACUGGGCUGAGUUAGAAAUUACAGGGCGAGUGAAGAACCUGAGCAGUUCGCUAUGGACGCUCACCCAUCUGACCGCCCUGCACAUCAGCAACAACAACCUCAGCCGCCUCCCUCCGGAAAUCGCCAAGCUUCCUCACCUGGUUUACCUUAACCUGUCCUCCAACAAGCUCCGCAGCCUGCCGGCGGAACUCGGCAACAUGGUGUGCCUCAGGGAAUUACUUUUGAACAACAACUGUUUGCGGGUUUUGCCUUACGAACUCGGGCGGCUGUUCCGCUUACAAACCCUCGGUCUGAAAGGAAACCCACUUUCCCAGGAUAUUCUCAACCUGUACCAGGAGCCCGAUGGAACAAGAAAGCUGUUGAAUUAUAUGCUUGACAAUCUUGCAGUCCAUCCAGAACAACUCCCCCAAAGACCCUGGAUCACGCUGAAGGAGCGAGACCAAAUGAUGCCCACAGCCGUGUUCACGAUCAUGUGUUACAACGUGCUUUGCGACAAAUAUGCAACCAGGCAGCUGUACGGCUACUGUCCAUCCUGGGCUCUCAACUGGGAGUACAGGAAGAAGGGCAUCAUGGAGGAGAUCACCAACUGCGAUGCUGACAUCAUCAGUUUACAGGAAGUGGAAACCGAGCAGUACUACACGUUCUUCUUGGAAACCCUGAAGGAGCGUGGGUACGACGGCUAUUUCUGUCCCAAGUCUCGUGCCAAACUGGUGUCCGAGCAAGAGAGGAAGCACGUGGACGGCUGCGCUGUCUUCUUCAAGACGGAAAAAUUUGCACUGGUUCAGAAACACACGGUGGAGUUCAAUCAGGUGGCCAUGGCCAACUCGGAAGGUUCGGAGGUCAUGCUGAACCGGGUCACGACCAAAGACAACAUUGGGGUCGCCGUGCUGCUGGAGGUCAAGAAGGAGCUGUUUACUGGAGGUCUAAACCCCCCGGUAGAGAAGCAGCUCCUGCUGGUGGCUAACGCCCACAUGCACUGGGACCCUGAAUACUCGGACGUCAAGCUCAUCCAGACUGUGAUGUUCCUGUCCGAGCUGAAGAGCAUCGCGGAGAGGGCGUCGAGCCCGGACGGCUCCGGGUCCCCCGCCACGGACUCCGUAUCCAUACCCAUCGUCCUGUGUGCCGACCUCAACUCGCUCCCAGACUCUGGUGUGGUGGAAUACCUGAGCAACGGCGGCGUGGCGGAGAACCACAAAGACUUCAAAGAGUUACGCUACACUGACUGUCUGAACAACUUCAGCUGCAACGGCAAGAACGGCAAGCCGGACGGUAGCAUCACGCACAGCUUUCAGCUGAAGAGCGCCUACGAGAGCCAUCUGAUGCCUUACACCAACUACACCUACGACUUCAAGGGUGUGAUCGAUUACAUUUUCUUCUCCAAGACUCACAUGAAAGUGCUGGGUGUGCUGGGUCCCCUGGAGACCCAGUGGCUGGUGGAUAACUGCAUCGCCGGAUGUCCCCACCCGCACAUCCCCUCGGAUCACUUCUCCCUCCUGGCCCAGCUGGAGUACCAGUCCCCCCCGUCCCCCCUCAACGGGCUCCACCUGGCCAUCCCCAGGUAGUGGCGGAACACGGCCAUUCUUCCGUUCGCUCCUUUUUAACCUUUGCACAGGACGUUUUUAUUCGACACGACGCGAAUGAAGAGAAAAAAGAAAAGCUCCGUACCAAAUUAGGGCUGGGAUUCAACUUUCACUACGGCAGAACGGAUCCGGACGCGGCUUCGUCCGAACUGAACUGAACUGAACUGGGAGACGUCAGACCGGGUACUUAUGCAAUAGUCGUCAUCUAGCAUGACGUCAACCAAUGGUGUUCGAUCAGUCGUUUCUAUUUUUAUCGAUAACGUUUUAUGUCCUGCUUGUGUUUUAUUCAUGAAACACUUUUAAUAGAAGCGACUGCAUAUGUGUGAAUUUAUGCCAAUCAACUGAAGUACAAAUAUUUGCAUUAUAGACGCUCCUCACUUAACGACCUAACUUACGAUGGCAGCAUGGCAUCUCGCUGCCAAGGGUCUCAUCUCGCCUCACUUUUUUUUCAGUCUUGGUCUCAUUCCUGCAGUCGGUACUUGUUAUGUCUAUAAAUUUGUACUUUAUUAUGAAACAAACCUCCUUUAUAGCGUUUCAUUAUUUUGAAUAAUCCAAUUGCCCGAUUGCGUCACGCACGCUUCCUCUCCACCGAUGCCGAUCCCCGCUCUGAUUGAGGAGAACGAAGCUAACCCAUGCCCCCUCCGACACGUGGGCAGCAGCCGUAUGCAUCUUAUCACCAACACUUUGACGAGUGCAGUGCAGCUCAGCUCUGUGUACGGAGAGACGCACCCUGACAGCACUCUUUUCUUAUCUCUGUGCAGGCGCCAUCAAUCAGCCAACAUUAGUUAUGAAACAGAGACUGCAUCCGGCUUAAUCCCACCCAUAUCUGAACAACAGGCCAAUCGUCGGCAGGCAGAGCUGAGACUCGAUACGAUGUAUUCGAGAUCCAGCUCUGGUGUGUUUUUACCGCUGCGCCCCUUGAGCGGCCCUUAGCCGUUAGUAUUUACUUGCAAACCUAAGUCAUGUAUAUUCUACUGAUUUUUCUAUUCUGUUUAUUAUAGUUUACGGUCAAAAAAAUGGGUCGCAGAAAAAAAAGUACGAAGAAAUAAACUCAUUUUAAAAGGUACAUGAAAACAAAAUGAAUUUGUACAUGAGCGCCCCCUUGUGGAGGCUUUACGUUACAUUUUGUAAACUACUGUGAGACCAGAUAUGCCAUUAUUUUUAUUAAUUAAGUAUAUUUCAUUUUGUGUUUUAUAUUGAUUCAUUGUUUGUGUUGCUCUACAAAAUAUACUAUAAACGCUCCAAAGGUACAUCAAAACAACAUCUAAAGAUCUAUAGAUCGACACAAACCCACUACCAGUACAGUAUACUUGAAAUAUCAGGCCGGUUCCUAGUCGUAUGAACAGAACCCAGUCGUUACGUGAGGAGCGUCUGUAUUAUUUAUUACGGAAUUGCAGUGUUUGGUACUUUGGUAAGUUCCCCGUCUACCGUUGUCUUUAUUGUAGGGGACUAGAAAACUUUUCAAAUUGAGAAACUAUGACACGUGCAAAUGCGGCUGAAAUGGAACUGAAGCAAUCUGACUGUGUACAUUCUUAUAUUUGAUAAUAACGUUAUAAACAAAUUAUGCAACGUUGGUGUUUUUAACAGCAUUAAAGAGGAUCCCAGCAUUACUGCUUUACACUCGG